Messenger RNA from Symbiodinium necroappetens, 882 nucleotides. NCBI's taxonomy places the organism in Eukaryota, Dinophyceae, Suessiales, Symbiodiniaceae. The record is from the annotation of a GenBank genome assembly.
AUGGAUCCGCACAAAGGUCUGGCGAGGGACCACAGCCUGCCAGAGGUUGCCACAGAGCUGCCGCCAGAUCAGGCGCUUAGGCAGCCGCUGUUGCACUCCUCCUCGGACGAAUCGGAGGCAUGGUCUUUACUCAGCGGCAACAGCCCGAUGCGAGUCCACCGGGAAUUCGCCCAUGCCAGCACGCAGUGUCCAUCUCCUGCAGACGAGGAGGCGGUGCCGGCUCCCCAGCCAGACCCAGAUGUGGACGAGGAGAGCAUCAGGCGGCGCGCUCGUCAUCACUGCCUGCAGCUUUGCUGCGCACGGCUUUGCUGCUCAUGGUGCUGCAAGUGUAUGGUCCUGGUUGUCGUCGUCAACGCCUUUUUCUUAUCAGGUCCUCUUAGCAAGCCGAUGUGGAUCCCGAUUAGUCAGCAUGCCGCCUGCGAGAACUGUGACGACCUACCGAGAAGCGCUGACGCCUUUCGUCAGGAAGCUCCAAUGGAAGGUGGCCUCGCAGCUUGCGAGGCUCUUUGCAGUUCGUACUCAGACUGCCAGGCCGUGGACUGGUUCAACACAACAAGGUGGUGCAACUUGUACACGCAGCCCUGCCUAAAGCCGACGGCAAACUGGGAUGGCGCAAGCUCAUAUCAGAUUGCCGUGAGCUGCACGCUGUUCAAUGGCACGAGCGGUGUCAUGAUCGGAGGGCAGUGUAUGGCCGGCAUCGAAAUACCUACUACCUGGUCGGUUGUGAAACGCGAGAUUCCGAAGCUUUUGUCUUCGCCAAGAAGUUGGCUUUGCUCACUCAGCGUGGCUCUCAUCUACACGUAUGUCACGUCGUCUUGGCUUCGUGGAAAGAUACGGCCUGUGGUCUUGUGGAUCACGCCAAAGGGCCCACGUGGUCGGAGU